CCGAGUUCUGAAGAAUAAGUUAUAAUUUUUUUUGUUAAUGUAAAUAUGUAAUUAGUUUUUUUUAGCUGAGCGAUAUAUAAGCUCCUUCGAGGGUUUCUUUACGGUUCUUUACCUCGUCGCUUUUUUUGAACCGAACACAGAAGCUGCAAAAGCCCGUGACCAUUUUGCCCUUUCUCUAGAGUUCUUGAAGACAUCUCAACUGCAGAGAUUUUGGGUGUCAAUUUUUUUUACCAUUACAACUGUAGUAUUGUUUGGGCAAUUGAGCUAAACAUGGUGGACAAUGGGUAUGAGUUUUCCUCACCAUUGAGCUUCCCUUCAUCUUCCUGCGUGUCGAACGGUAGCAGCGGGGCCCCACACGAGGCCAAGAGCAAUCUUGAGCUGUUGAGCUUGAGCAAGCUGAGCAAUGGACUUGAGAGGCUGCUGGUGGAAACUGAGUUUGGGCUCUACUGUGAUUGGGAGAUAGUGGUGGAAGGUGUUCGGGUUGGCGUGAACCGAUGCAUCUUGGCUGCGAGGAGUCGGUUUUUCCACGAAAAGUUCAAAACCGCAAUGGCCGAAGGGAAGCCUCCCAAGUUUGUGAUGACAGACCUGUUGCCACGGCCUCUGGGUUGGGUCGGUUUUGAAGCUUUUGAGGUUUUGUUAAACUAUUUGUACACCGGGAAGCUUAAGGCGUCUCCUCCCGAGGUCUCGACGUGCGUGGACGAGUCGUGUGUUCAUCUCGCUUGUCGCCCCGCCAUCAACUAUGCCGUUGGCCUCUUAUAUGCCUCUUCCACUUUCCAAAUGAAUGAGCUUGUCAUGCUUCUUCAGCACCAUCUCGUCAACUUAGUCGAUAAGGCUCUAGCAGAAGACGUGAUUCCAAUCCUCAUGGUGGCGUAUCACUGCUCGCUCACCCAACUUCUUGAGCGUUGUCUUGAGACGUUAACGUGCUCUGAUCUUGAGAAUUUCACUCUGGAGAAAGAACUCCACUGUGAAAUCUUCAAUAACAUCAAAGCGCGCAGACUCAAGUCUCAACAACAACAACAACAACACACUCUGCAAGCGGAAUCUAUAAGGGAGAAGAGAAUCAAGAGAAUCUUAAAGGCUUUGGAUUGCGACGACGUCGACUUGCUGAAGCUCCUUUUAGCGGAAUCCACGGUCACGCUUGAUGAUGCGUGCGCUCUUCACUACGCGGUGGCGUAUUGCAACCCUAAGGUCGUGAUGGAAGUGCUCGGGCUAUGUUUGGCUGACGUCAAUCUCUUUAAUCCUCGGGGGUACACCCCCCUCCACCUGGCCGCUAGGCGUAAGGACCCGGCGAUCAUAGUGGGACUAUUGAAGCACGGAGCAUCCGUGGGGUACGGACAUGAUGUUGUUGCAACUUGUCGAAGGGUCACACGCCCUAAGGAUUAUAACGAGCCUACGAAACAAGGGCAAGAAACGAACAACGGCCGGCUAUGCAUUGACGUGUUGGAGAGGGAGAUGAUGAGUCGGAAUCCGGCGGAUGCGAGUUUGUUCCUUUCGUCAUCUACUGUGGAUGAUGAACUGUUUAUGGGGCUUUACCUCCUUGAAAAUAGAGUGGCAUUGGCAAGACAGUUAUUCCCUCGAGAGGCCAGACUAGCAAUGGAACAAGCAGAAGCAGAUUCAACCUUGGAGUUUGCCGGGCUUUCAUCAACGAAUGGGCAUUGUGGAAAUCCGAGAGGCCGCGUGGGUUUCAACGAUUUGCCAUCUGAUCAAGUCAGGAAACUCAAGGACCGCCAUGAAGCCCUGCAAAAGACUGUGGCAACGGGGCAACGUUUCUUCCCGAACUGCUCGAAAGUUUUGGACCGGUUACUGGAGGACGAAGUGCUAGAGUGUUUGAUGCUAGAAAGCGGGACGGCGGAGGAGCAGAGGUUCAAGAAGGCCAGAUACAUUGAGCUCAAGGAAGAAGUUCACAAUGCCUUUGUCAAAGACAAAGCUGAGCACAAAUGGUCACUGUCACAUCACACUUCUUCUUCCUCUUCAACUUCAACCAAGUCCCAAAAGGUCAGAAAAAGAUAUAGGCCACUUGUAAAACACUAGAGUAAUGAAAUUUACUCUCCCUCCGUCUCAGAUUAUUCGUCUAUAUUAUUUUUGACAUUAUAUAUUGACAGUCUUUGCCACAUAGAACAAACUAAAGUUUCAUAUUGUAUAUAGGACAUGUUUUAGCCCACAAUAAACACAUGUUAGUUUG
This is a messenger RNA of Cuscuta campestris, 2182 nucleotides long. The record is from the annotation of a GenBank genome assembly. Lineage: Eukaryota; Viridiplantae; Streptophyta; Magnoliopsida; Solanales; Convolvulaceae.